Molecule: messenger RNA, 1889 nt
Organism: Bursaphelenchus okinawaensis
Lineage: Eukaryota; Metazoa; Nematoda; Chromadorea; Rhabditida; Aphelenchoididae
Source: the annotation of a GenBank genome assembly
AUGGACGAGGAUUCUGAUUCCAGUCUGAGUCAGUUCGAAGAUGACGACGAGGCAGACGAUGAAGUCAACCAGUCGAAUCCCUGGGACCUGGACAAGCUUCUGUCUGAAGAUCACGUAGGUUUUGCCAUUUCUUAUUAAAGUUCGGUGUGCUUAAGAUUAAAAUGACUAAGUAGUUAUCAUUUCCCUAAUAAUUAAUGAGAAUAUCCACAACAUUUGUAACAGAAUUUCCGACGAAAAUACUGUGAUUUAUCUGUUAUAAUAAAUUCGGCCAUUCGCAGAGUCAUAAACAACACGUAGCUCGUGUCAAUAUUCACAAAGUGUACAUAUCCUCACUUUACAUGGCCCGCCUUCUUCGUCCAAACCUCGGAAUCACAGAUUCAGUCCAUUUGGUUUCAGGAAACAAAAGAUAUGUCAUUAUGGAAGAAGUACGCCCGCAUUAUCCUGCCCCACGUGGGGCUGAUUCUGAUAUCGUGCGUGUACAUUGUCGGUGGCGCCAUGAUAUUCUACGUGGUCGAGAGCCCUAAUGAAGUUAAUAUACGACGCGAGAACUUGUACUUGAUUAACAAACAGAAGGAGGAGAUGCUACGUUCUCUGUGGAACGAAAUGAAGGCCAACAAUCUCAGCCGUGGUACGUUCGCUAAUUACGUAUGGCCUUUAACCUUACGUUGUGGUCGUAUAUGUUCAUAAAUAACGUAUCUAUAUCAUAUCAAAUGCUUAUUAUAUAAAAACACAACUCUUAGUAAGUAAAACCUGAUUCACAGAAGAAGUAAACAUGCUGGCCAUGUCAUACAUAGACGAGAGUACCAGGAUUCUGUUCGACGCCUUCGACACCCAUUUCAUAACUGGAGUACAUCUUCGGAACAAAAGUGCUGUAGAGAAUAGUUGGACGGUAACGACUGCCAUUUUCUUUACUACUACAUUAUUGACCACAAUUGGGUACGGUAACCAAGCUCCUGUAACAACCCACGGUCGUCUUAUUUGCAUAUUCUACGCUUUGUUCGGGGUACCCCUGAUUCUGAUUACUGUAGCUGAUAUCGGAAAGUUUUUGUCAGAAAACAUAAUCUGGCUGUACUCAAUGUACACAGACCGAUGUAAGAAGAACAAGGACAACUACCAGCUACAGACGGAAGCCGAAGACGAAGAAAAGAAAGAGUUGGCGCAGGUAAAAAAAGAACGUUUCAUUUUUAUAUAAUACUUUAAUAUAAUUUUGCAUACUUAUGUUUCUCCUACUCCUUUACAAUAACAUUACUUCAGCUAGGACUAGAACAUUACAUAACAAUACCUAUAAUGUUGAUAGCUACUAUACUAUUGGGUUAUAUGAUGGUUGGUGCCAUUCUAUUAGCAAGAUGGGAACGAUGGAGUUUCUUCGAGGGAUUCUACUUCUCCUUUAUCACAAUGACAACAGUUGGAUUCGGCGAUAUCGUGCCAUUAAAGCAGGAGUUCUUCAUGUUUGAUCUCUUCUACAUUAUUGUUGGGUUGGCUAUCACGUAUGUCAUAUAGUUAGAUUUUGAAGAUAUUAUUUAGUUUUUUGCUCAUGUUAAUGCUUAUUAACCUAAUAUUACUUCAGAACCAUGUGUAUUGACCUGGCCGGCCUACAAUACAUUAGAAAGAUCCACUAUUUUGGUCGUGCUAUUAAAGAUGCUCGUUUUGCACUAGUUAAUGUUGGUGGAAAGAUGGUACACGUGUCCGACCUCAUGAAGUACGCUCAAGUACUACAACAAAAAUACGGCCAAAGCAAAGGUACUAUGGUGAUAAAACGAGGAGCAUACGUUCCCAGUGACAUCGCCAUAAUACGGUACAUUGAUUACAGUAAUAUAGGAUCUCUCAACAGCCUGAUUAGCCUCGUUUCCAGUGUAUUCUCGAAGACCAGUGAGCCCAAAAUGUUAUAG